AUGUUUGUUUUCGGAGGUCGAAGGGCACCCCCAGGUCAGUUAAAAAAAGAUUUUUCAUAUCCCUACAAUACAGUGCUAACUUUUUCCUCCUCGUCGUUGCACUGGCCACCACGGUGCGACGACGCCGCUCUGGCCCAACACUCCCACACUCUCCUGCCACCUCGGUCCCCCAUCCUCCUCUGCCCUCCUCGUUUGCGCGAGGAGCUGACACGCAGACAGCCAGGCAACACCGCGCGGCUGUGCGAGGUCGACAGCCCCGCCCUCUCACCAUGGCCUCGCACUCCCCUUGUGCUUCGCCUCUCUGUCCUCCAGCCUUCUCGUUCGCGCGAGGAGCUGACACGCGGACAGCCAGGCAACACCGCACGGCUGCGCGAGGUCGACGGCCCCGCCCUCUCACCACGGCCUCGCACUCCCCUCGCCCUUUGCCCCUCUGUCCUUUGGCCUUCUCGUUCGUGUGAGGAGCCAACACGCGAACAGCCAGGCAACACCGCACGGCUGCGCGAGGUCGACGGCCCCGCCCUCGCACUGCCACUUCGCACUCCCCUCGCCCUUCGCCCCUUCCUCCGACCUCCUCGUUCGCGCGGGCAGCCGACACAUGAACGGCCAGGCACUGUUUGUUGUUUCCCGCUGCUCUGA
Molecule: messenger RNA, 636 nt
Organism: Sparassis crispa
Lineage: Eukaryota; Fungi; Basidiomycota; Agaricomycetes; Polyporales; Sparassidaceae
Exons: 1
Coding region: 1-636 (211 amino acids)
Source: RefSeq, a predicted model, not a curated record